Molecule: messenger RNA, 3691 nt
Organism: Mirounga angustirostris (Northern elephant seal)
Lineage: Eukaryota; Metazoa; Chordata; Mammalia; Carnivora; Phocidae
Product: ubiquitin-conjugating enzyme E2 N-like
Exons: 3
Coding region: 1723-2262 (179 amino acids)
Source: RefSeq, a predicted model, not a curated record
UUGUAUCCAGUUGACACCCUGGUAUGUGUUUGGGAUUUGGCUUGUGUCUGUAUUUAGUAAGCACAUAUUAUUUAUUAACAAUGACAUGUAAUAAAAAAUACUUGCCAUUUAAAAGCAACAAUGCCACCUAUGUGUGUAAAUCUUCACUCUUUAUAAAAUGUUUUUAUAUAGAUUAUCUCCAUUUUACCACAAACUGAUCAAAGGUAGGCACUUGCCCAUUUUUCACAAAGCUAAGGUGAAUCAGCCUCUCACACGUCACCCCUGUAAUCCUACCCCGUGUAAUCCCAACAUGGGAAGAAUAUGUAGCAAAAUCAGAGAAUGGGACGCCUGGGUGGCUCUGACUUUUGUUCAGGUCAUGAUCUCAGGGUCCUGGGAUCAAGCCCCGUGUGGAGCUCUGCUCUCAGUGGAGAGUCUCCUUUCCUCUGCCUCUGCGCCUCCCUCUGCUCAUGCUCACUUGCUCACUCUCGCAAAUAAAUAAGGAAAAUCUUUACAAAAAAAAAAAAAAUCAGUAGAGGAAAAGGCGCGUGGGGGCAAGUGAGGAGCCUGUGCAGCUUCCAGAGUCUUCUCCCAGGGGAGUCAUGGGAGUGCUCCCUCCCACCGCCCCCCCCACCAGCAAGGAGCGUGAACUGUUGCCAACCUGGGACCCCCAGAGACAGCCCAGCGCUGAUGUUGAUGGCUGGUCACGUGGGUAUCCUCUGCUUGGCACGCACCCAGAUUGCAGAAUCCUGGAAGGAAAGCCGGUAUCCUCUCAAACUACAAAAUUUAGACACAGUGGGCUGCCCUUCCUGGUCGGUGGCAGGGAGGUCCUCUCCAAAUCCCGGUUCCCCAUGCCAUCCAGGGGCCAGCCUUGCCGCAGGCCUUUGGAAGGCCCACAGUCUCCUUGUGCAGGUGAGGCAGCUGGACCUGCCGCCAGGAGAAGCUGUCUGGGCAGUGCGGCCCCAGAGGUGCUGGAAACUUAGAGGCAGUUCCUCGGUAGCAAGUGGCCCAGCAAUGGCUGCGCUGAGGUCCGCCUGCUUUGGAGGCCCGUUUCUACCCGGCCUGCCUGCCUGUCUGUGGCAGGGAGACAAAUUUAGGAAUACUAAGCUGACAAAAAACUUCACGUCUAAUUGUAGGGGAAUGUCAUUAGAGCUGGGUUUGGUCUGGGGACCAAAAUGCUGAGGACUUACGGCCCAGUGGAUCUGCAUGGUUUAUGCUCACAUGUGGUUUUUAAUCUUCAGAGCAAUUUCAGAGACGAAGAAGCGGCUCAGAGCUACCGACCGAAAGGUCCCCCAUGGGGCUGGGGUCCUCGCCCCACGCUCUGCUUUUAGCUGCUGUGCUCGGCACAAGAUGGUUUCAUGCUUUUCUUCUCCAGUGGCUCCUCCCGUCAUCUUUCUGCUCAACUGUCACUGCUUGACCCAAACAAAAAUAACUUACUCAGGUGGUGGGUUUUCUUGUCCCUACAGUUUGCCGUUGCGUUGGAUCCAUGCCUUCGCAGGAUGAAAAGCACAGGGAUGCGCCUGGGUCCUGGCAGAUCCCUGGGACUGACGUCACAUGGACAUCGUCAGAGAGCCUGUGAAUCCCAGGCUGUGCAGGUGCAGCGAAAACCCCUCAUGGCUGGAGACAGUACUUCAGGGUUGGGGCCUAGCAGGAAUCAGAUCUUGGUAGAAACCAAGUCCAAGCACUUGUGGGUGAGGCGAGCAGAGCCAGAUUCAAGACCAGAGGCCAAACUCGGGAUCUGACAAGAUGGCCGGGCUGUCCCCCAGCAUUAUCAAGGUAACCCAGCAUUUGCUGGCAGAACCAGUUCCUGGCAUUAAAGCAGAACCAGAUGAGAGCAACGCCCAUUAUUUUCAUGUGGUCAUUGCUGGCCCCCAGGAUUCCCCCUUUGAGGGAGGGACUUUUAAGCUUGACCUAUUCCUACCAGAAGAAUACCCAAUGGCAGCCCCUAGAGUAUGUUUCAUGACCAUAAUUUAUCAUCCGAAUGUAGACAAGUUGGGAAGAAUAUGUUUAGAUAUUUUGAAAGAUAAGUGGUCCCCAGCACUGCAGAUCCACACAGUCCUGCUAUUGAUCCAGGCUUUGUUAAGUGCUUCCAAUCCAGAUGAUCCAUUAGCAAAUGAUGUAGCGCAGCGGUGGAAGACCAACAAAGCCCAAGCCAUAGAAACAGCUAGAGCAUGGACUAGGCUAUAUGCCCUUAAAAUCAAUCUGAUCAUCAAGUAUGCAUCACUUCUCCUGUCCUGCCAAGACUUCUUCCUUUUUUGUUUGCAUUUAAUGGACACACAGUCUUAGAAACAUUACAGAAUAAAAGCCCAGACAUCUUCAGUCCUUUGGUGAUUAAAUGCACAUUAGCAAAUCUAUGUCUUGUCCUGAUUCACUGUUGUAAAGCAUGAGCAGAGGCUAGAAGUACCAUUUGGAUUGUUGUGAAACGUUUAAAAGCAGUGGCCCUUCUCUGCUUUUAUUCAUUUCCCCCCUCAUGGUUUGAGUAUAAAGCACUGUGAAUGAAGGCAGUUGUCAGGGUUAGCUGCAGGGGUGUGCGUACUUUUCUUUAUUACUUUUUUUGAGGGGGAGAGGUAGUUUUAUUUUAAUUUUAUGGGCUCCUUUCCCCCUUUUUAUGGUGAUCUAAUUGCAUUGGUUAAAAGCAGCUAACCAGUUCUUUAGAAUAUGCUCUCUAGCCAAGUCUAACUUUAUUUAGACACUGUAGAUGGACAAGCUUGAUUGUUUGAACCAAAAUGGGAACAUUAAAUAAACAUCACAGCCCUCACUAAUAACAUUGUGACUUUGCUGUCAAGUGUAGAAUCCUUCCUUCAAGAAAAAACUUGUGACCAUUUUGCAUGGCUUGUCUGGAAACUUCUGUAAAUCUUAUGUUUUAGUAAAAUAUUUUUUGUUAUUCCACUUUGCCUUAGUACAGUUUGUUUUACUGUGUUUAUGUCAUUUUCCCAAUGUGACAUUCGUAUUUAAAAAUUAAAACUGAUGGAACAUUCUCUUUUAGUCUUUACCACCUGACAAGGUGAUCUGGCAAGAGGUAGAUUUUGCCAGUUUCUUUUCACUGAUGCAAACUUGUGUAAAGAUAUCACUGAAUGCAGUAUUUACAAGCUGGCCCUGAGCAUGCAUAAAGCAUCAGUAUUUGGUAUGUUUUUACCUCCUAGAAAUUUGAAUAAAUGUGUUUGUGUUGUCUGGUUAGUAAGAGGAUCAUUGGUGUCUGCCAAGAUGUUUGGAACUUACUGUGCAGGAGAGUCACAGCAAAGCAGAGUUGUGACUGUGUGUAGGACUCACAUGUUCUGCCACAUUUGUUUGUGUCUGGCAUUUGGGAUAUGACCUAUUUCUCAGUCCUUGUCUGGAAAUUUCACGUGUAGCCACUGGUGUGUGCUAUUAGGAAACACCAAUCUGAUAAUCAUGUGGGGUUGCUGAGGCUUUUAUGAGUCUUCCUUAUAGACCUGAUGAGCAGAUCUCAAGCAGCGAGCCUGCGUAAGUGUCUUCUGGAAGGUUCCUUCCUUUGAGAGUAUUAGAUCCUCAGUUAAUGAUUCUUUCAUAUUUGCUAUGGGAGCUCCUAUUGUUUGAUAUUCAGUGAUUUUUUUUCUGCAUUGACAGAGUUCCUCCCCUCAAAAAAACUGUUCUUUCCCACCCUUCUCCGUAUCGAAUUCCCUAUCCUUGCUCUUUGUAAGUCAUCAGGAUAGCCAGUCCUAAGUACGUAAAUGUUAACCCGUGGGUUGGAACCUUU